AACCCGAAAACAUUCAUUUCGAAACAUCCCUCCAGGAGUGUCCCCUGCCCUCUGGCCCUGGAAGUUUGCUGAAGUAAAGGAACCCUGCAGCCUUCCCAUGCUAUCUGUUGACAUGGAAAACAAGGAAAAUGGCUCUGUCGGUGUAAAAAAUUCCAUGGAGAACGGGAGACCACCUGAUCCUGCAGACUGGGCUGUGAUGGAUGUAGUCAAUUAUUUCCGAACAGCAGGAUUUGAGGAGCAAGCUCGUGCUUUUCAGGAGCAGGAAAUUGAUGGGAAAUCCCUGCUAUUGAUGACAAGGAAUGAUGUGUUAACAGGACUUCAGUUAAAAUUGGGGCCUGCUUUGAAAAUCUAUGAGUACCACGUGAAGCCUCUCCAGACAAAGCAUUUAAAGAACCAUUCUUCGUAAAGCCAUCUAAUUGGGUCCUAGCCCUCAAAAAAAA
Molecule: messenger RNA, 440 nt
Organism: Octodon degus (degu)
Lineage: Eukaryota; Metazoa; Chordata; Mammalia; Rodentia; Octodontidae
Gene: Samd13
Product: sterile alpha motif domain containing 13
Exons: 4
Coding region: 98-406 (102 amino acids)
Molecular function (GO): protein binding
Source: RefSeq, a predicted model, not a curated record